AUGACUAACCGAUUCUUUCUUUCCUUCGUUUUUUCUUUCAACUUAAUUUUGGCCUUUGUUUCAAUUAUUCUUUUUCCUUUUUUCUAUCUCUCUGUUUCUUUUUCUUUCAUUAAUCAUUCUUUUUUCUUUCUGCUCUCUUUCAUAUUAACCUCUUUUAUUUACAGCUACGACAAACGAUGCCCUUUACAUUUCCCUAAUUCUCUUAUGCUCUCUUUAACCAAGAAAAAAAAAAUUCUGGAUUAUUUUCUUUCAAGUUCAUCUUACCUUCGUUUUGGUAUCUUAAUUUUCUUCUAUUCAUUUUCUUUCUUUGAUUUGUUCACUUUCUUUCGUUUUUCUUUCUGUCUUUCAUCCUUUCUUUCUUUUUUUUUCGUUCUUUUGUUCGCUUCAUUUUUUCUUUCUUUCUUUUUUGUUCACUUUUUUACAUUUGUUUACUUUUUCUUUCAUUCAUUUUCUUUCUUUUUCUUUCUUUCCUUCUUACUUUUAUUUACUUUUAUCUUUCUUAUUUUCUUUCAGUUGAUUUUAGUUUUUCAUUUUUUCGCUAUUUUUUCUUUCUUCCUUUUUAUUCACUUUCUUUUUUCUUACAUUUGUUUACUCUCUUUCAUCCUUUUUUCUUUCUCUUCAUUUUCUUACUUUUAUUCACUUUUUCUUCUUUCUGUUUACCUUCUUUUCUUCUCUCACUAUUGUUCACUUUCUUUCUUUAUUUGA
Messenger RNA from Acanthosepion pharaonis, 705 nucleotides. The record is from the annotation of a GenBank genome assembly. NCBI's taxonomy places the organism in Eukaryota, Metazoa, Mollusca, Cephalopoda, Sepiida, Sepiidae.